Molecule: messenger RNA, 1397 nt
Organism: Motacilla alba alba
Lineage: Eukaryota; Metazoa; Chordata; Aves; Passeriformes; Motacillidae
Product: putative methyltransferase DDB_G0268948
Exons: 7
Coding region: 244-1059 (271 amino acids)
Molecular function (GO): S-adenosylmethionine-dependent methyltransferase activity
Source: RefSeq, a predicted model, not a curated record
UGUAAAGGCUAAGGCUCGGCUCUGCGACUCCAGGCCCUCGGUGGGAUUGAGCCUCCAGAAGCCGCCUCCCGGAUUUCACCAGCCCCGGCUGGCCGGGGGAGCAGCGGGCAGCGCUGCGGGGCGGCACCGGGGGCGGCGCCGGGGCCAUCCCUCGCCUUCCCCCGCCUUCCCUCGUCCCGGCCCCGCAGCCCCGGACUGGGAGGCGCUGGGAGCGGCUGGUGCGGGGUGCCAGUUCGGCCAGGCAUGGCCACCCAGAUGUUCGAGGGCAGAGGGCAUGCGGCCGUCUACCAGAAAUACAGGUUUGCACCGGGCAAAGAGCUGCAGCAGACCAUCCUCUCCUACCUGCGGGAAAAGAAGGCCAUCCCUGCGGAGCUGGCGGUGGACGUUGGCUGUGGCUCUGGACAAGGCACCCACUUCCUUGGGGAGCACUUCAAGAAGGUGGUGGGCACAGACAUCAGCGAAGCGCAGAUCCAGGAGGCCAAGGAGAACCCCUGCAUGCCCAACAUCUCCUACCUCGUGUGCCCUGCGGAGGAGCUGCCCUUCCAGGAGGCCUCCGUGGACGUGCUGACCUCCUUCACGGCCGCGCACUGGUUCGACAUCGAGCGCUUCAUGCGCGAGGCGCAGCGCGUGCUGCGGCCCGGCGGCUGCGUGGCCAUCAGCACCUACACCCUGGACAUGAGCCUGCGCCACGGCCACUGCUCCCAGCAGCUCACCAAAGUCUUCAGGGAGUGCUGGGACGAGAUUUUAAAAUACUCAAAUAAUAGAGUAAAAUAUGUCUUGGAUGACUACAAAAUGAUCUUUGAGGCCUUGCCAUUCCCAGACAAGAAGAGAAUCACUGAUAUCCACGACCCAAUUCCCAUGACUGUUGAGGGUGUGGUUGGUUACAUGGAGUCCACCUCUUCAUAUCAAACCUUUAAGAAGAGUGACCCUGCAGCUGCAACAUCCCUCCUCCAAAAGACGGAAAAGAGGAUGCUGGAGACAAUGGGAGUUUCCUCUCGUGAGACCCCGGUGGAGUUCUUGGUGAGGCACGUCUGUGUGCUGGGGUGCAAGGGAUGCUGAGAGAGCAAACCCUUCUCCUGAUCUGCUGCUCCAGUGGAAGGUGGAUUGUCUCCUAAAACCCUGCUUGUAACUGCUCUUACUCCCUGGGAAGAUUACUGCUGAUUUUGCUGAUUGAAAUUUUGGUCUCCUGUGGAAAGCAGAUGGGGUUUUGUGCCCCUCAGCUUUCUGUCCACCUUGGUCCUGCUGUCUGCCCAGUGCUGCUCCCUCAGCACUGGAAGUGCCCAUUGUGGAUCGCUGGUUUAGUAACACGUGGGGAAGAGAAUCACAGGAACAGCUGAGAAACUCACUGCACAAUUUCUUACACAAUUGAUAACAAUUAAAAAAGCAAGCUGAGAAAA